AGUUCCCACCGGACUCUUAUCUGUGUCCCCCCAGCCGAUAACGACAACGAAACAGCCUGAUUCUGCGCAACCGCUUUUGCGCCCAGUGAUCAAUGACCGAGAAAAACGCUGCGCAAACGGGCACGAGACCCGAACACUCCGGCAAUGGUACCUUAGGAAAUCUGAAGAACAAUAUGGCCGAGGGAGACGCUAUCAAAAUGGACUCAACCGCCAAAGAUAACUCGCGAAAUUCUCCAGCGUCCAAAGGUGAAAACGCUGCUGCGGGGACUCACGCCAGCCCCAAGAAGCGUCGCAAGGUUAAUCAUGCAUGCGUCUACUGUCGGCGAUCGCAUAUGACUUGCGAUUCGGAGCGGCCGUGUACAAGAUGUAUAAAGCGCAAUAUUGGCCACCUGUGCCAUGACGAACCUAGAGAACCUUCGAAGCGCGCUCGGAGUGAACAUGAACAUUCUGUAGCAGAUGACGAAAGCGUGCAGAACAAUGACUUUUCGAACGUCCUUCAAGGUAUGACUAGUAAUGUCGAUGUCCAGGAUGCUGCCGGUCAGCAAAUCCUCCCUAAUGGGCUUCCAUCGUCGUCUGUGCAGCACGGCAAUCUCCCCUCUUCUUCAGGCCAAGCCCCCGGCGCAACUUCCCAGCCACUUCUCGGUUACAAUGAUUGGCUUGGCGGUCAAAGCCAAUUUCAGGAUAUGCACACUUUUCAUCCUUCGUAUAUGUUCAAUGCUCCGGAGGUCACAAAUGAGUACAACCUUCUUGGUGACUUCCUGAGUAACAGCCUCUUGGAUGAUGGGUCUAUGUUCCAGAAUGAUGAUCUGCAAGGGAUUUACUCUGAUCCGACGUUGAUCAGUUCGAUGGCAACACUCGGUGGGGGACCUAACGCGGCACUACUCCAGCAAUCGCAACCGCCGCCGUUGACCCAGAAUCAACCUUCUCAGGGCGAAUCAAUCCAAGGCCCGAUUAGUGGUGCGGUAAAUGAUAAAGCACGGGAAACGUAUUACAUGACGGCAGCAGAUCCCUCCGGGUCUGAUCCACCGGAAGAGCGAAUGAACAAACUCCUGAAGGCUAAAUACGAUGCCGGCCUUCUCAGGCCGUUUAACUACGUAAAGGGCUAUGCGAGGUUAAACCAAUAUAUGGAAAAAAAUCUGCAGCAAGCCUCGCGCCAGAAGAUUCUCCGACAACUCGAUAAGUUCAGGCCAAAGUUCCGAGAGAGAAUGCAGAGUCUGACGGAUAUCGAACUCAUCCUUGUUGAGAUGUGGUUUGAACGGAGCUUGAUGGAAUACGAUCGUGUCUUCGCUAGUAUGGCGAUUCCGGCUUGCUGCUGGAGGCGUACGGGUGAGAUCUUUCGAGGCAAUAAGGAGAUGGCAGAAUUGAUCGGAGUCCCAAUCGAAAGUCUAAGAGAUGGCAAGCUGGCCAUUCAUGAAAUUAUUGUGGAAGAUCAGCUUGUGAGCUACUGGGAGAAAUUUGGAGCAAUUGCUUUUGAUAACACGCAAAAGGCAAUGCUCACAAGCUGCACAUUGAAAAGUCCUGACUCUAAUUCUCCUGGCGAUGGGAUCUCUUGCUGCUUUUCAUUUACAAUCCGGAGAGAUCCGCACAAUAUUCCGUCUCUUAUUGUUGGAAACUUCCUGCCAUCUCAACGAAAGAGUAGAUGAAUUUAUGUCUUGAUUCCUUGUUUCAAUUUGCUGUCGGCGUAGGACUUUUGGGGGGUUUAUUGAUUUCGAAUGGACAUGCUCGGCAUGUACGCCAACCUAAGCGCUUUAGCAGCUGAACGCGCUGGAAUGUUAAGCCCAUCUCAUACAUUUCGUUAAAAUUGUAUCAUACUUCACUCUUUCUCCCUACUGCUCAUAGCGGGAGCAGCAAUGCGUUGGGAUUUGCUUGCCUGA
Molecule: messenger RNA, 1874 nt
Organism: Aspergillus pseudotamarii
Lineage: Eukaryota; Fungi; Ascomycota; Eurotiomycetes; Eurotiales; Aspergillaceae
Gene: acuM
Product: gluconeogenesis transcription factor RDS2
Exons: 7
Coding region: 93-1643 (516 amino acids)
Biological process (GO): regulation of DNA-templated transcription
Cellular component (GO): nucleus
Molecular function (GO): DNA-binding transcription factor activity, RNA polymerase II-specific; RNA polymerase II transcription regulatory region sequence-specific DNA binding; zinc ion binding
Source: RefSeq, a predicted model, not a curated record